Chelmon rostratus (copperband butterflyfish) is the source of this 7354-nucleotide messenger RNA. It is a transcript of the gene arid1b, whose product is annotated as AT rich interactive domain 1B (SWI1-like). NCBI's taxonomy places the organism in Eukaryota, Metazoa, Chordata, Actinopteri, Chaetodontiformes, Chaetodontidae. The coding region runs from base 114 to 6095 and encodes 1993 amino acids. The transcript is spliced from 22 exons. The record is from RefSeq and is a predicted model, not a curated record. Gene Ontology annotation, biological process: positive regulation of DNA-templated transcription; chromatin remodeling; regulation of transcription by RNA polymerase II. Gene Ontology annotation, molecular function: nucleosome binding; DNA binding. Gene Ontology annotation, cellular component: SWI/SNF complex; nBAF complex; brahma complex.
CCGAGUUCAAUCAUUAUUAUCGGAAUGGAAGAGGAGGGCCUAGCUUUGAUCAACAUGGCGGACAACAAAGCCCAAGGACUGGGAUAACAGCGGCGCACUCGGUACACAACACUAUGGAUCAGGUUCAGAACUCCCACGAAGGGUACAACAACAACAGCCCGUAUAACCACUACCCGAAUUAUCGACCCGGCUAUGGGAAUAGUGGAUAUGGGGGCAUGAUGAGUCCUUCACGACAGGGGAAUAACCUGAUGGGCCCGGGCAGCGGCAACUCGGUCGCUGCUAACCACAGCAAAGCGGCUAUGACUGCUACCAGCUCCCCGGCUGGAGGUGGAGUUGGCGGCGGCAACAACGGAGGAUUUCAGCGGUUCCCCGGACAGAGUCAGCAGCAGCUGCACCCGUCCGGAGCUACACCGACUUUGAAUCAGUUAUUGACGUCUCCGAGCACGAUGAUGCGAGGUUAUGGAAGUGGAUAUCCAGAUUAUAAUAAUCCUUCUGCACAACAACAGCCGAGCAUGGGGCUGGCUAAAGACAUGAGCUCCCAGUACGGCUCGGCUACUCAUGGCUGGGGAGGACAACAAAGAAAUCACCCGACCAUGAGCCCAGGGAACAACGGGCAGGGCAGCGGCAGACCACAGGUGCCGCCCAUGGACCCGAUGGCGAUGAAGCGCUCUCAGCUCUACAGUAUGAGCAACAACCCGUACUCUCAGCAGCAGGGGGCGCCGUACUCCGGCCAGCCCUACGGCUCCCCUUCCCCUCAUAGAUACCCGAUGGGAAUGCCAAGCAGAGGGCAGAUGGGGAUGGGAGGGAUGCAGUACCCUCAGCAACAGAUGGGUUCUCAGUACAGUCAGCAGCAGCAGAACGUGGGUGGUUACUGUCAGCCGGGUCAGCCGCCGUACUUCAGCCCUCCCCAGCAGCAGCCCGCUGCCCCGAGCCAGCCACCGUACAUGCAGCCCCGCCCACUGCCGCAACAGGAGGUGCCACAGGAGGCGUACGGGGGGCGGGGCCAGUCUGCUGCUAUGACUCCUGGGAAACCAAACCACGAGGAGAUGAGUCUGAGCCAACAGGAGAGGCCGUCCAGCCUGCCGGAUUUGUCCGGCUCCAUUGAUGACUUGCCCACUGGCACAGAGGCAGCGGUGAGUUCAGGAGCGUCGGGCUCUGGCAGCACUCAGGGCGACCAGGGGACCCCGGCCCGUUCUCCUUUCUCCCCCCACGUCUCACCUCGGCUGCCCCCACCAGCUCGCACCGGGCCCUCCCCCUCCCCCUCACCUUCCCCCGCUGGGUCCAGCAGCCAAUCGCGAUCUGGGCCGAUGUCUCCCGCCACCGGCGGACCAGGCUCUCAGUUGACCCCUCAGGUCUCUGGUCCUGGAUCAGAUGUUGGUCCUCAUCCUUCCCAGUCUGCCAUGACUCAGGACAGAGGUUUCCCUCCCUCCAUGCAGCGUAGCACCCAAGGGCCUCAGUUUGGCCCACACCAAUCAGCACCACCCAUGUCCCCUCACUCAGCAUCAGGGGGACCCAUGCACCACGGCUCCUACCAGCAGGGCAGCUCAUAUGGCCAAUACGGACCCCCAGGUAACUACCCUCGGCCCCCCCACUAUGGUGGGGCCCCCAGUGCCAACUACAGCGGACCUGGCCCGGGUCCCAGCUUAGCCAACAGCCUGGGCUUGAACGCCAGCAGUCCCAUGCAUGGUCAGGGCCCAUCUACCCCGGCAGGUCGCGGCCCUGGACCUGGCCCCGGAGGCCGGCCUUACCCCACUGGAGGAAGUGUCAUGGCCCCAACCUCCCCCGGCAUGCCACAGCCCGCCGGGCAGGGCAUGGGGCCUCCGGGGCCCAACGCGAGCCGCAAACUGCCUGAGGUUGGCCCCAGCGUCGGGCCAAGUGCCACCUCUUCAUCCUCCUCGACCUCCGCGACGGCUGCCCAGGGCAGGCCUCCCUUCGCUCGUUCCCCUGCCUACCACAACCAGUCCUGGCCCGGGGGUCGACCUGCCCUCUCUCCUACCCUUCACCCCUCUCAUCCUCCUCCUCCUCACCCUCCUCACCACUCCCAGCAGGGAACCUAUGCUCAGGCCCAACCCACCGUGCAGACCCCCCCUGAGCAUUAUGGGCAGGGCAGCUACCUGGGCAUGGCACCAAUGGGAGGAAUGGGCCCUGGUGGCCCUGGAGGUCCUGGAGGUCCCUAUAGCCAGCAACCGGGCAGUAACUCUGGGAGGAUGACACCGCAGGGACCGCCAUACAAUGCCCCAUCCUCAGGCCCCAUGAUGAUGCCAACCGAGGGGAUGGGUGCUCAUCUAGAUGCUAAGCAGAGGGUUGAGCUCAGCAAAGAGAGCGUCUGCCCUGCCACCGAACCACCCAAACCCAAGAAGCCCAGCGUGGCCACCAUGACCAACGAGAAGAUCACUCGGCUGUAUGAGAUGGGCUCUGAGCCGGAGAGGAGGCUGUGGGUGGACCGGUACCUGUCCUUCAUGGAGGAGAGGGGGACGCCCGUCCCAAACCUGCCCGCCGUGGGAAAGAAGCCUCUGGACCUCUGCAGACUCUACCUGGCUGUCCGAGAGAUCGGAGGCCUUGCCAUGGUGAAUAAGAAUAAGAAGUGGAGGGAGCUGUCAUCCCAGUUAAAUGUGGGGACGUCCAGCAGCUCAGCCAGUUCUCUGAAGAAGCAGUACAUCCAGUACCUGUUCGCCUACGAGUGUAAGGUGGAGCGAGGAGAGGAGCCUCCACCUGAGGCCUUGGGACCCGCUGGAGAUGCCAAAAAACCUCUGUCACUCCAGGCCAAGAUCCAGCCACCGUCCCCAGCCAACUCGGGCUCCCUGCAGGGCCCCAACACCCCUCAGUCCAGCAGCAGCUCCCUGACCGAGGCCCCUGGAGACCUGAAGCCCCCGACCCCUGCUUCCACCCCGCACAGCCAGAUGGGCCCCCAGCCUGGAAACAGGAACAUGGGAGGAGUGAGCAUCCAGGACCCGUUCUCUGAAGGCAGCGAUCCAGCUUUCCACAACAAGCGAGGCUCGGGACCCGGCGCCGCCCCCUAUCAGCAGGGAGGAGGCCCAACGGAUCCAUCAAUGAGAAUGCAAUACGAUGCCAACAAAGACCCAUACGUAGGGCCGCGGAAAGGUCCGGGGCCUGGCGAGCCCUUUGGUCCUGGUCAGAUGCCCAGUGGUGCCAUGCAGGACAUGUACCCCCGCGGGCCGGCCUCAGGGCCCCUGACAGGGUUGGGCCCCAGACCACAGUACCCCUAUGGCCCCGGCUACGAGCGGAGGCCAGACCAUGUGAUUGGGCCUGAAGGAGGCAUGGCGCCCCCUGGAGGUCAGAACAGUAUGGGUCCCUCUGGAAACGAGGCUGGCAUGUACCCCAGCAGAUACCCCCACCAGAGGCAUGGACAUGAUGGUUAUGGGCAGCAGUAUCCUCACAGCAUGGCCUACGGUUCCCAUCAGCCCCUGUACCCUCAGCAGCAGGGUUACAAGCGUCCGAUGGAGGGUCUGUAUCCUCCUGCAAAGCGUCAUGAAGGCGAAGCAUUCGCUGUGCAGCAGUUUGGCUCUCAGCAGCCUGAAAUGUUCAGCCCCUAUGGUGGAGGAGGUGGAGGCUACAUGGGCCCUGAGCGGCGGCCAGUCCAGGGCCAGUACCCGUAUCCUUACAGCCGCGACCGGCAGGGACCCCCACAACACGGCAUGAUGGGUUCAGGACCGCCAGCAGUGUCUGGGGGGCCCGCAGAGGGGCCACAGGCCAACAUGUGGCACCCCAGGACAGACAUGGGGUACACCUACAGCCGGCAGGGCCAGGGACCCCCCUAUCCUGGUAUGGGCCGGGGAGAUGACCAGGAGGGCAGGCCCCCUCAGGACAGCCAGUGGCCCCCCAGUCAUCCAGGCCAGCGCCAGCCUCCGUAUCCACCGCACUCCUCUUCCUCCUCCCCCUCCAUGCCCCCCUUGCCCUCCAGACAGCCCCCCUCCUCCUUCCAGGCCACACCAACCGUUCCUAACCAUGUGACCCGCUCUCACAGCCCCUCCUCCUUCCCACGGCCUCUGGGGGGCUCUCUGUCCCCCAACAGCGCCCCCUACCUGCCCUCUAUGAAGAAGCCGGGGCACCCCGGUGUCCCCCCCGGCCCCCCGCCCGCUCAGAGCCUCCAUCUCAUCCACAGAGAGGUCAGCUUCCCCUCCAGUUCUGUGGAGGCAACCCCCCCAAAACUAAAGCCAAGACGCCGGCUCACCGCCAAGGACACAGGAACCCCGGAGGCAUGGCGAGUGAUGAUGUCACUGAAGUCCGGCCUAUUAGCAGAGAGCACCUGGGCUUUGGACACCAUCAACAUCUUGCUGUAUGAUGACAGCACUGUGGGCUCCUUCAACCUCACACAGCUGCCUGGUUUCCUGGAGCUCAUCGUGGAGUAUUACCGCCGCUGCCUCAUCCAGAUCUUCGGCAUCCUGGAGGAGUAUGAGGUUGGAACCGAGGGCCAGAGGACUCUGCUGGGACCCGUGUUUGACCCCCCCAAGAAGGAGGAGGUGCUGAAGGAGUCACCACCUGCCAACUCCGAAUCUAACAGCCAAUCAGCCGAAGAGCAGAGGAUACCAAGGAGGUCAGCAGAGGAGAUGGAGGCAGUGUCACCACUACCCACGGCUGCACCCGCCAUCGACACUGAAGAGGAGGUGAAAGACAGUGAAUCUGUCGUCAAAGAGGAGGUGGUGGUGAAAGAUGAGCACCAGGAGCAGGCAGAACCACGCCCCCAACAGGCCAGCAAGUAUGACAAGCUGCCAAUCAGGGUGGAGGAGACGGGGGAGGAGUGGGAGGAGGUGGAGGAGCGCUGGGCAGAGCUCAGCCGACCCAACGGCUUCAUCAGCGGCCUCCUGCACUGGAGGGCCGGAGGAGGAGACUCCACCGCUCACAUCCAGACAGGAGACUCCACCCCCACAAACCUCUCAAUUGAGAGGGAGGAGAGAAGGGGCCGUGAUGGAGGGAGGAGUCAGGAGAGAGGGGAAGGAGAUGGCAGGCAGGAGGAGAAUAGGAAGGAAGCAGAGGUAGGCGUGGAGAAGAACCUACCAGCCGGUGAAGAGAUGCCACCUGAAACACAUGAAGGCUCCCUGUCAGAGGUCAGAGGUCAGACGCCACUGAUUCAGAGUCCCAUCAGCCCUCUGGAGGACGAGCCUCGCUGCUGGGACGAGGCUCCGCUCUCCACGGCUGAGUCCUGGCAGGACUCUCUGGCCAAACGCUGUGUCUGCAUCUCCAACAUUGUGCGAGGCCUCUCCUUCAUCCCCGGCAAUGACGCCGACAUGUCGCGGCACCCUGGCCUGGUGCUGAUCCUGGGCCGGCUCGUGCUGCUGCACCACCACCACCCCCGCAGGAAAUGGAUGCCACCCAGCUACCAGCGGGAGGAGGAGCAGGGGCUGGCCUGCAGCAGGGACGAGUGGUGGUGGGACUGCCUGGCGGCGCUCAGGGAGAACACGCUGGUGACGCUGGCCAACAUGUCGGGCCAGCUGGACCUGUCGAUGUACCCCGAGAGCAUCUGCCUGCCCAUUCUGGACGGGCUGCUGCACUGGAUGGUGUGCCCGUCCGCUGAGGCCCAGGACCCCUUCUCCUCGGCGGGAGGCUUCUCCUCGCUCACCCCUCAGAGACUGGUGCUGGAAUGUCUGUGCAAGCUGAGCAUCCAGGACUGCAACGUGGACCUGCUGCUCGCCACGCCGCCUUUCAGCCGCCAGCAGAAGCUGUACGCCACGCUGGUACGCCUCGUGGGUGAGAGGAAGAGCCAGGUGUGCCGGGAGAUGGCGGUGGCCGUCCUGUCCAACCUCGCACAGGGUGAUCCCACGGCAGCACGCACCGUCGCCCUACAGAAGGGCAGCGUAGGAACUCUGAUCGGCUUCCUGGAGGACAGCGUGGCCAUGGCUCAAUACCAACAAAGCUCGCACAGCAUGCUGCACUCCGCCGCCACGCCGGAGCCGCCCAGCGUCAACAUGAUGUGCCGCGCCGCCAAGGCCCUGCUGGCCAUGGCGAGGGUGGAGGAGAACCGGACGGAGUUUGUUCUGUACGAGAGUCGGCUGCUGGACAUCUCGCUGUCGGCCGCCCUCAACUCCUCGGUGGCGGCCAUCAUGUGUGAAGUACUUUUUAAAAUUGGCCGCUCGUGACACAAACACCGCCACGGAGCACGCUCAGUGGCGCUAGAAGCAGCUCCGACCAUGUGACGAACUGGCUCCUAUUAUAUUUUUAUUUAAAGAACAGAACACAAAUGUUUUUACAUACAAAUGAAUAUAUAUAGAAUAUAUAUAGCUCCUCGGCUCCAUCCGCAAAAUGUUUAUUUGGGAUUUUUAAGUAAUUUUAAUACAAAAAUAUUUAAUACUUGUAUUUUUAAUUUUUUUAUUCUUUUGUCAGUUUGUUGUUUUGUUUUGUUUUAACCAAAGUGUGAUGGUGGACAACGCUCGGGUUCUGGCUCUCUUCGAUGUUUUUAAACAGACGUGGUCGUUUCUUUCUGUUUGCUGGGCUGUUUUUGGGGGGCGGGGUUAGUUAGAUUUUGGAGGCGGGGUCAGAUUUAUUUAAAUAGUGAUAUGUUGUAGAUAGGCCGCUCUUUUCACAUGUGGUAUGACAGAGGAAACACUGAUGUUCAGUCAUGUACUUUGUUUUGGUGCAAUAGGUUUGUUUUGGGCGUUUUUUUACUUUAAAUGUGAAUAAUUUGAUCAUCUGCAGUUUGACCAUCAGUAUUUUGCCGAACCACAACAGUAUCAAGCGUCACUUUCUGUUUUUUAAGAACUUUGUAUGUGUCCUCCACCAAUCAAAUCCAAAUUUCCCUCCAACGGCAUCAUCCUCCUGUGAAUAGACGAUGUACAUUUGACUCGGUGACGGUAGCUGGUGAUGAAUUAUCAUCAUUUAUAAUCACAACUCUGCUCACCCGAACGUUUGGUUUCUCUUCCCAGCAGGUGAAGACUUGUUUCUGUAUUUAAGGAAAAAUCCACAGUUUCAGGAUGUUUUGGGGGUCUGAUCUGGGGGAGGGUGUGCUUGAUUUGAGAGACUGUCUGUACAGGAGGUCUGGGGGGGUGGGACUGUACUCAUCAUGUUGCUAACUGACACAACUUCAAAAACAGUUAUAACAAAUGUAAAGAGAGAAAAAAGAAGAAAAUCUCUACAUCCAGAGCGUCUCCUGUUUGAUUUGACAGACGUUUCUUCAGUAUGAGAUCUUCAUAUGUUCCACAACAAGAAUAAACGUACAUGAACUCUGGUUGAGCACUGUGAACGCAGCUCUGGGCUGGUUUGUGAGCAGAUCUGGAAUGAAAAACUGAGAGAGCUUAAAUUUUUUGAUUAAAUCUAUAAACUAAACUGAAGGUGUGCAGCUGCAGUUCGGUCAUUACGCAUCACAAAAAACAGGAGAGAAAACGUCUGUUGUUCAAUCCUC